Molecule: messenger RNA, 4832 nt
Organism: Carica papaya (papaya)
Lineage: Eukaryota; Viridiplantae; Streptophyta; Magnoliopsida; Brassicales; Caricaceae
Source: RefSeq, a predicted model, not a curated record
GGCGCUGGAGCUGAGGCUUGAACGUGGCCGAGUAGCAGACAACGUCGAUUGGCGCUCAGGCUUGAACGUGAGCGUGAGGAGUGGAAAACGAGGAAUUGAGGGGCAAGUAACAGUCGGCAAGGAGAGCUUGAUCGCUUAACGCAUUAGGAGAGGAGUGAGGAGAUGAGGGCCGGACGGCCUUUUGCUUGAGGCGUUAGAGAUGGAGGUUGGAGCAGAGAGUCGCCAAUGACAUCGAUUAGAUAGGAGAUGAGCCGAUUUGGAACAAUUAGGUUAGGGUUUUUCAUUUCCUUACUGGUGCGGACCUGAACGGAACCGGUUUAGAUUUGAUUUCCAUGCACUUGCCCAUGGACGAAAAUUAAACCGAACCAAAUUUGGUCCGAACGAACCGAUCAGUCCGAACUGGAAUUUGCACAUUCCUACUCACAAACAGGUUAUGGGGGAAAUUUCGAGAUUUUCAUUAAUGAUGCAUUGCCAAAUUGGGUGCGUUUCAAUUGUCGAUACACGACGCCGUUCUGGUGCAACACAGCCACACCAACUUACUGACACUAUCUAUAAGCUAAGUUGAGGAACCAGAGGGGUUUAGGUUUACCUAUCGCUACUUAAAACCCUUCCUGCUCUAAUGUAUUGUUUUUAAUAUAAACUUAAUCCCGAUUCAUGGAGGUUUUCAAUCGUCCUUUCCAUAACGGCACUAUAGUUUUCUCGGCUCUCACUCCCAAAAUUCCCGUUAAAACUUGCAACAAUAAAAUCUCUCGUAGAUUUCAAAAGCCUGUCUCGAAAUACAGCAAAAUCCUCUCAUUCCCUUGCUGUUUCCUCUUACAUGCUUCCAGAUUUCGCAUUUCAGCUCACUUUGGUCGUCCUCCCAGUCGUCGAAAUUCACUAAGGAAAAAGCUUCUUCAUAAUCAGAAGGUGCGUCAAAAUCUGAUUGCUCUAGACCCGGCUUCUGAUUUUGGAGACCCACUUCGUAGUUUUGAUGAUAAAUGGAAUUUUCAAGAAAAUCAAAGUGACGUUAAUGUUAAAGAUAACUUUUUAAAUUCUGGGUUUGUUGAUACGGGUGAUUUAGUUGAGUGCAGCGAUAAGGAACUAAAACUGAAAAGUUUAGGUGAGUCUCCUUUGGUGAUUGAGAUGGAAGAUUGGCUAAAUCGGUACAAGAAAGAUACUGGGUAUUGGGGUAUAGGUUCUGGUCCAAUUUUUACAGUAUUCAAAGAUUUGAAUGGUAAUGUGGAGAGGGUCGAGGUCAAUGAAGAUGAAAUUUUGAGAAGAAGCCGGGUUGAUAAAGGGAAAUUUGAGGACUUGACAGAUGUACAUUCAAAAAUUUUGCAUGCGAAGUCAUUAGCUAAAGAGGUAGAGACAGGGAAAAGUGAAAUUUCAGAGAAUAGUUCUGUGGCAAAAUUUGUUCUCUUGAAUGGAGAGUCUGGUUUAGCUAACAGGAUCCGCAGUGUGAUUCUUCGUCCCGAUUUUGUUCCUAAAUUAUCCUGGGCUGGGAGAAAUAUAUUCUAUGGUUUCAUUGUGCUUUUGGUGGUGAAAAAAGUAUUCACUUUUGGGAACAAGGAGGUGCACUUGACAGAAUUGGACAAGGAAAUGAUGAGAAGAAAGAUAAAGUCUAGAAGCGAGAAGGAGUUGUUGGAGAAGGGUUGUAUAGAAGUUGUUAAAGAGGCUUCAGAAUUGCCAGCGGUAUCAAUUCGGAAACCUGAGCUGGAUAAGCAAAAACUUUUAACUAAUAUAUUGAAUGCAACAGCUUCCAAGGAUAAAGUAGCUCUCUUGGACUCUUCUAGUACUCAUAAUGUUGACUCUAUUGAUAUUGAUGAUAAAAUUAAGGAGGUUAGAGAAAUGGCGAAGCAAGCUCGGGAGAUUGAAGGUAGUGAACAAUGUCUGGAAGGUAAGGAUGAAAAAGAAAAGCAGCCUGGAAAUGAAGAAAUGUAUAAUGAGAUGGAAGUGAUCGAAAAACUAAAAAAUGAUAUGAGUUUUAUCAGUAGCGUCCCAAGUAGGAAUAACUGUGAAACUGAUGUGUCUAUAGAAAGUGCCAAGACUGAUUUUCCUGAGUCAGUUGUUUCUGUAGAGAAUGCAGCUGUGCAAGCUUCUAGUUCUUCAAAAAUAGAAGUUUCAGAAAACAUGCAAAACACAUCACAAGACUUAAAACUUCGUGAGAAUAUGCAGCACUUAAUGGUCACUGAAGAAGUCAUUCAAUCUUCUGACAUUUCUGGUGGUAAAUCAUGUAUGAAAAAAGAUGGUCCUUUUGGAACAAAACCAAGAGUCAUACGGUCAGUAAAAGAAGCCAGGGAGUUCCUCUCAAGAGAACGUGAGUCAGAAGAGCUUAAUCUAGAACCACUGGUGAAGACUGCAGAGAAAAGUGCUAGCUUUUUAAACUCUCAUGGUGAUAGAGAAUUGUGUGCAAAUACAAGACAGGAUCCAGAUGAUAUUAACAGAGUAUUAGAACCUCUCAUUCACCAGUGGACGUCAGAAUCUGGAUCUGCUCCAGAUGCUUGUGAGAAGAUUAAAGAGUCCAUAUCUAAGAAAUUUGAUUCUGAAGAUGCUAAUGGCCAUGAAGUGGGUAUUUCUCAAGGGGUCCUAUCAUCAAACUGUGAAAGAACAGGGAUCAAUGACGUAAAAGAAUCGCCAGUAAAUACAGAAAAUUGGUUGGAGAAAAAUUUCCAUGAAGUUGAGCCCAUUGUGAAGAAGAUGGCAAUUGGAUUUAGAGAUAAUUAUAUGCUUGCAAGAGAAAAAGUAGGUCCGGAGUCGAGUAUAGACACUUUGAUGUCGCAGCUUGGUUCUAAUGAAGAUGAAAAUGAACUUGACUGGAUGAAAGAUGAUAAACUUAGAGAUAUUGUUUUCCAAGUACGAGAAAAUGAGCUAGCCGGCCGGGAUCCAUUUUAUUUAAUCGACACUGAGGAUAAACAUACAUUCUUCCGAGGUCUGGAUAAAAAAGUUGACAAAGAAAAUCAAAAGCUGUCACACUUGCAUGAAUGGCUCCAUUCCAACAUAGAAAAUCUUGAUUAUGGAGCAGAUGGUAUCAGUGUGUAUGAUCCACCAGAAAAAAUCGUUCCACGCUGGAAAGAGCCUACAUUAGAGAAGAACUUGCAAUUUCUCGAUAACUACCAAGAACAACAAAAGGCAUAUUCUUUGGAGGAAGCUACUGCAUCAUUCUCAGUGAAGAAGGAUGAGCAAGCAUUGUUUCAAAAGUCAGCAGAGUCCCCAGCUGAUCAGAAUGUUGCCAGUUCUUCGGUAGAUGAUGAUUUGAAGAAAAACAUACAUGAUAAGAAUAUGAAAAAGGUAAAGACAGUUAUAGAAGGCAGUGAUGGUUCUAUCAGAUCUGGCAAAAAAUCUGGAAAGGAGUAUUGGCAACAUACAAAGAAAUGGUCCCAAGGGUUCUUGGAAUCAUAUAAUGCAGAGACUGACCCAGAAGUUAAAUCCAUUAUGAAGGAUAUAGGCAAGGAUUUAGAUCGAUGGAUCACUGAAGAAGAAAUACAAGAAGCAGCCGACCUGAUGACCAAACUACCUGAAAAGAAUAAGAAAUUCAUGGAAAAGAAACUCAACAAACUCAAAAGAGAAAUGGAGUUGUUUGGAUCACAAGCUGUAGUGAGCAAAUACCGUGAAUAUGUGGAAGAGAAGGAAGAAGAUUAUCUAUGGUGGUUAGAUCUUCCACAUGUACUGUGCAUCGAAUUAUAUACAAUUCAGAAGGGGCAACAGCGAAUAGGCUUUUAUGCAUUGGAGAUGGCUGCAGAUCUUGAGCUAGAACCAAAACCACAUCAUGUGAUUGCUUUUCAAGAUUCUGUGGACUGCAAAAAUCUUUGCCACAUAAUUCAGGCUCAUUUGGACAUGCUUGGAAAUGGAAAUGCAUUUAUUGUUCCGCGGCCACCUAAGGAUGCUUUCAGAGAAGCCAAAGCAAAUGGUUUCGGCAUAACUGUCAUCAGGAAGGGGGAGCUGCAGCUCACUGUGGAUCAGACACUGGAAGAAGUGGAGGAACAGUUAUGUGAGAUUGGGAGCAAGGUGUACCAUGAUAAGAUCAUGCAAGAACGCUCUGUGGACAUGAGCUCCUUGAUGAAGGGUGUUUUUGGCGUCGGUAGUAGGAGAAAACGCAAGGGAGUGCUGAAAAGGCUUGGCCAAAAACGAUCUAGCAAGAAAAGGAGCUGAGUUUUCUCCCUUAACUGGACUUCUUGGCUUCUAAGAGGAGUUUUAGCUGGACAUGCCUUACUACCUGCUGGUCAAAUUCCUAAGUAAUGGCCUGGAACUGCUUUACCAUGGUGAGAGCAUAGCACGUGUUCAUUGUUUCGCUUCCCUCAAAAGUCUAGAAAACCGUGUACUUCUGUGCACGUGGUAAAUGAGCAGACUCAAGAAUGGCAGUUUUGCACGUAUUGUCUCUUGACACAUCAGUGAUCCGUAAAAAUUUUUUCUUGCUAGAUAGUUGGCAAUCUCAGCAGCUAAAUGAUUGAGGCUAAUCAUCAAAUCAUCUGAUAGAUUGAAUCAUUACAGACUUUGUGAGCUAGCGCGAGCCAACUCAUGUGAAGGAUUAUCAACUAAGUAAAAUAUGUCGGUUGCCUUGAUCAUCAGUCUUUUUACAUGGAAACAGUUUACAUGUUCUAUAACGGUUCUGUCUCUUGGUUGAAUUGAUGAUUAAGAAUUGUUUUAGCUGAGAAGGUAUCGAAUCAAUUGAGAAGAAUCUUAGAGACAUUUAUGCGAAGCCAGUUAGUGGGAUCGUACUCUACCAAUUUUUGGGUUGAAAGUCCCAUGUCAUGAGACUACGGGUAUGCACAGUAUAAAAUUGGGUUCUUAGUUGAUUCUGAUUCUCACACACUGUAUCUAGAUUAAAGCAAAUAAAAUUUUCAAAUUAUCUUUCU